Molecule: messenger RNA, 1068 nt
Organism: Saccoglossus kowalevskii
Lineage: Eukaryota; Metazoa; Hemichordata; Enteropneusta; Harrimaniidae
Source: RefSeq, a predicted model, not a curated record
AUGCGAGACAGAGUACUCCAAAUACUCCACAAACAACACCAAGGCAUAGAGAAAACACGUCUCAGAGCCAGACAAUCAGUAUAUUGGCCUGGUCUGAAUGCAGACAUAGAAUACAUGAUAAAAGAUUGUAACCAAUGUCAAACCUAUCAGAGAAGUCAGUCAAAACUCCCAGUACAACCUAUCUACAGUACUGAACCUAUGAACACGAUUGGUAUCGACAUAUUCGAGUUUGAAGGCUCCCAAUACCUUUUAAUCAUUGAUUACUAUGCUGGUUAUAUUUGGGCAUAUAAGUUACAUAACAUGACUAGUUCAACUGUCAUCAGCAAGAUUGAUGAAAUAUUCUCCAAUUUUGGAUACCCAACAGACUUAAUAUCGGACAAUGGGCCACAGUUUACAAGCAGUGAAUUUCAAGAAUAUUGCCAGACUCAUGAGAUAAGACAUACAACAAGUGCACCCCAUCACCAACAAGCCAAUGGACGCGCAGAAAGAAAUAUAUACACAGUCAAAAUUAUGCUCAAAAAGUCUCUUCAGAAAAGGGAGAAAAACCUGAGGGAAAUCCUGACAACAUUGAGAGACACUCCCAUUACAGCUGAUAUUUCAUCUCCAUUUGCGUUAAUGUUUCCCAAUAGAAAGGUCAAGACCAAUCUCCCAUUUCUACAGUAUGGACGUGAUCAGUCUACAAAUAGUUAUAAGAAGAAGAUUGAACAGAGAGCAAAAUCUUAUGGAAGUCAAACGGACAUUACACCACUCAAAUCAAAUUCUCCAUGUAGAUUCCAGAAAACACCAGGUUCACCAUGGCAACCUGCCAUAGUCAUUAACAAAUUAUCUGACAGAAAAUACACAGUGCAGACGCCUGACAGCGCUCAAUACCAACGCGAUUUAUCUCACAUCAAACCAGCACAUGAUAGGCCAACUAUGGAUAUGCAAACCAACGAUACUGCAAGCAAGUUGAACCAGGAACCACAAGGAAUAAAAAAUGCAUCCAACAAAAUUAACUCGCCUGCCAAAGAAAGACCACAGAGACAUUGCAAACCUCCUGCAAAAUAUAAGGAUUUUGUAUUGACAUAA